Molecule: messenger RNA, 1374 nt
Organism: Capronia coronata CBS 617.96
Lineage: Eukaryota; Fungi; Ascomycota; Eurotiomycetes; Chaetothyriales; Herpotrichiellaceae
Exons: 1
Coding region: 1-1374 (457 amino acids)
Biological process (GO): positive regulation of transcription by RNA polymerase II
Molecular function (GO): DNA-binding transcription factor activity, RNA polymerase II-specific
Source: RefSeq, a predicted model, not a curated record
AUGGCUUCUUCACCCAACGUUGUCGAUCCUGCGUCUCUGAGCAUGUCCGGCUACGAGGAAACCUACCCGACUCCCCCUCCCAUGUCCGAUGAUAUGGAGUCUAGCCAACCACCCGCAGACCAACCCUCCAAGAAGAAGCGGAAGGCCUGGGGUCAGCCUGUGCCGGAGAUCAAACAGAUCCUUCCUCCACGAAAGCGAGCCAAGACAGCCGAGGAGAAGGAACAGAGGAAGAACGAACGAAUCCUCCGAAAUAGAAGAGCCGCCGACAAGUCUCGACAGCGUCAAAAAGCAGCUGUGGCCGAACUCGAACAGCGGCAGAUUCGGAUUGAGAGAGAGAAUGCCGCGCUUCGAGAACUCCUGGGGCGGUAUCAGUCAAGGUUCGGCGUCCAAGAGGACUUCCCUCCUCCAGUGGCCGCCGAGCCGGCCGCCACGAAUUUUGAUGCCGUGUCAUCUCUAUUCGAUCAAAAGGUCGACUCAGCACCUUCGCCAUUUACUCCAUCUUCCUACGACACCACUGACCUCGAGUCCAACCACCCCACACUUGUUCAAUCCGACAUGACCACUCCUGUCAAACAUGAGUCACCAGUCCUGGCACCCCAACUCAACCUGAUCAACGAACAUUCCGAGGCUGAACCAUCUGACUCGAUGGCAACCUUCCAAAGCUUCCCAGCCGUCUCCGGCUUGGCACAAUAUCCUGCUGCGAUAUUGUGUGACCUGCAGUGUCAACCGGAGACCUGGGCUAUCAAGCUGCCGGAAGUUCCAUCCAGUCAGAAGGCCAACCUUGGUCUCAAUUACCUCCUACAAGUCUUCCAGACCUUGACGAUAUUUCAAACCUUCUCAGCGACAACGCUCUUGCCACUCUGCAACCUCUUCCAGAUCUUGGCUCAGCGAUUGUCAAUGACCUCGACGGAACAGGAUUUCUCCUCCAUCCUGACCAACUUCCCACUAAUUCAUUCUUUGAUUUCGAUGCCUUCGACAUCGACCAGGCCAGCGGUCUUCCGCAUGAAACUCCUGAGCCGACUACUCGCAUGCAGCCCACACAUGGCGCGCCUAUUGCUGGCAGCGACAGACCGGGCUUUGCAGCAAGUGGUUAGCGAAGAUGGUUUCGCCGAAGAUCCUGACCGUCGAUGGACUUGGUCGAGUCUGAUGACCAUUAAGUGGGUGAUCUUGAGGCUGGAAAGAGAGCACCGGAAGAUCCGACGCCAGGUCUGGACAAGCCGGGAGGGAGUCUCGGAAGGGGAGGUUAUGGCUGGCGUUGACUAUGGCGCCGUGGCCAGGAGCUCUCAGCUCUGGCAAGGACAAGGCAUGGACGGGAAAUCCAAUUGUAAAAUUACUAGAACGGAGGGUUGGGUGCCAGCACAGGAAGUGCACUAA